This is a messenger RNA of Plasmodium vivax (malaria parasite P. vivax), 2564 nucleotides long. RefSeq names its product pyruvate kinase, putative. The record is from RefSeq and is a predicted model, not a curated record. The transcript has 3 exons. Lineage: Eukaryota; Apicomplexa; Aconoidasida; Haemosporida; Plasmodiidae. The coding region runs from base 490 to 2025 and encodes 511 amino acids. Gene Ontology annotation, cellular component: cytoplasm. Gene Ontology annotation, biological process: glycolytic process. Gene Ontology annotation, molecular function: magnesium ion binding; pyruvate kinase activity; potassium ion binding.
AUUCACAAGGAAUGGUACACCAGAAUACAAAAGGCUAUUUCGCCCCCUCUGUAAAGGAAAAAAAUAAAAUAUAUUUUUUUUUAACUCCUCCUUUUUAAGCACAUUUAACAGAAUUGUAAUUAAACUGAUCGAGCAUAUUUACAUUACAAGUGCAAAGAUACAACCGAAAAGAAAAGCACAAAGUUUUGCCAGUUUGCGAAAGAGAGUUUUCUUCUUAACGCAUUAGAGUUAUACAGAUACGUGUACGUUUAGAAAACCAGUCCUUGUGUUUCCCCCUCCGAGAGCGCACCACAGAAGUAGUAGCCAUCAAGGAGCAGCGAACUAGCCCCCCGAACAGCCGCCAAACUGACAAUCUGCCAAAGUGCUAAACUGCUAAACUGCCAAACUGCCCAACCGCCAAACCGCCUAACCGCCAAACCGCCUAACCGCUUCACCUGAGAGAAUAACUCCUCCCCCCCUACCCCCGAACACCCCCCGUAGCUUAACAAAAUGAAUUCUUUCAAAUUUAAAAACUCCACCACCGGUGCAAGUUUGCAAAGCGCGGCCAACAUAACCUUGAGGCAAAUUCUGGAGCCCAGCACUGUGGAUUUACGCUCCAAAAAAACGCACAUUGUUUGUACUUUGGGUCCAGCGUGCAAGUCCGUCGAAACGCUCGUGCAGUUGAUAGACGCAGGAAUGAACAUUUGCCGAUUCAACUUCUCCCAUGGAUCACAUGACGAUCACAAGGAAAUGUUUAACAACGUGUUGAAGGCCCAGGAGCAGAGGCCAAACGCCUUAUUGGGAAUGCUGUUAGAUACGAAGGGCCCCGAAAUUAGAACGGGUCUUUUAAAAAACAAAGAAGCGCAUUUAAAGGAAGGAAGCAAGUUAAAGCUAGUUACAGACUACGAAUUUUUAGGAGACGAAACUUGUAUUGCCUGUUCAUACAAAAAGUUGCCACAAAGUGUAAAAGAAGGAAACAUCAUUCUAAUUGCCGAUGGGUCAGUUAGCUGUAAAGUGUUAGAAACACAUGAUGAUCAUGUGAUAACAGAAGUGUUGAAUUCAGCUACCAUUGGAGAGAAAAAAAAUAUGAAUUUGCCAAAUGUUAAAGUGGACCUACCAGUUAUAGGAGAGAAAGACAAAAAUGACAUUCUCAAUUUCGCCAUCCCCAUGGGAUGUAAUUUCAUAGCAGCUUCGUUUAUUCAGUCAGCAGAGGACGUUAGGAUGAUUAGGAACUUGUUAGGCCCUAGGGGAAGGCAUAUCAAAAUCAUCCCCAAGAUUGAAAAUAUUGAGGGCAUUAUUAAUUUUGACAAAAUUUUGGCUGAGUCUGAUGGUAUUAUGAUUGCCAGGGGGGACUUAGGAAUGGAGAUUUCUCCGGAGAAGGUUUUCCUGGCCCAGAAGCUGAUGAUUUCGAAGUGCAACUUGCAAGGAAAGCCAAUCAUCACCGCCACCCAGAUGUUAGAAUCCAUGACGAAGAACCCAAGACCAACAAGAGCCGAAGUGACAGAUGUAGCCAACGCAGUGUUAGACGGAACCGAUUGUGUUAUGCUCUCCGGAGAAACAGCCGGUGGAAAGUUCCCAGUAGAAGCAGUCACAAUUAUGUCCAAAAUUUGCUUAGAAGCCGAAGCGUGUAUUGAUUAUAAAUUGCUAUACCAAUCAUUGGUCGGUGCGAUUGACACUCCUAUAAGUGUACAAGAAGCUGUGGCUAGAUCAGCCGUAGAAACGGCGGAAUCUAUCGGUGCAGUUCUAAUUGUAGCUUUAACCGAGACAGGAUACACUGCUAGAUUGAUUGCCAAGUACAAACCAAGCUGCACCAUCCUAGCCCUCAGUGCUUCUGACUCCACGGUUAGGUGCCUGAACGUACACAGGGGAAUUACAUGCAUUAAAGUGGGAUCAUUCCAAGGAACUGAUAACGUCCUGAGAAAUGCCAUAGAAAUUGCCAAAGAAAGGAACCUAGUCAAAGUGGGAGACAGUGCGAUCUGCAUUCACGGCAUUAAGGAAGAAGUCGCCGGAGCUACGAACUUGAUGAAAGUGGUCCAAGUGGAGUAAAAUGCACUACCGCAGAGUGCACACAGUUGUGCAUGUGCUUAUGUGCAUGGGAAAGUUAAAAAUGAAGAAGAGAGAGAGGAAAAAAACAGCAAAUGGAUUUCCCGUGCUUGUCUGCAGAUGGGCCCAACUUGGCACCCUUAAAAAGUUAACAAGCAAAGUUAGCAUAACAGAAGUGCGCACACAUGCUUAGCAACCACUCCGAAAUGGUGGUCGGGGAAUACUGCAAGAUGUCGCGGGGCGAUCCGACGCCACACGUUUCGCCGCGCUGCAUAAUUAUGCAGUAUGGUCCUCUCUUGCACAUACGCAUACGUAUGUGUGGGGGUCACCCCCCUCCUCCAUGUACUGACCCACAGUGCAGAAAGGUACAUAAAUAAAUGGGCACGAACACCUGCGUGGAAAAACCGCCCCAACGUAAUCAAGCGGUUGACCGAACAAGCGAAUAGGCGAACAGGCGGUUAAUAAUGGAGAUGCUCUUAUAUGAUGAUCAAUUAUGCGCCCUUUUUUACGUAACCAUUUUUCCUAUAUAUAUUCCGCUUGGC